CACCAACUUCUUGGCAUGAUUUCUUCCAAUCUCGAACCGCUUUGGGGAUAGAUAAUGGAUUUGCGAAGACGGUGUAUUCGUUGAUGGCUUCGAGCAUUAUCUUGGUAUAACUCGUGAGACAGGUCGACCGUAUUCUGAUGGGCGACGCUUCAUUGGGGAGUCGCAUAGCAAGGCUUGUCCACUCGCAUUUCGAUGCCCUGCCAAAACGCAGUAAACCAACAAUCCACCCAGAUGGAUCGAGGGAAUGGGUGCCCCUGAGCGGCAUUGUGCUUGUCACUGGAGAAAAUACACGGGAGGAGAUUUUAACUUGCGUAGCUAUCGCAACAGGGGCAAAAUGCCUCCCGUCUUCACAGAUUAGCCAAUGCCGGGGCAUGGUACUGCAUGAUAGCCAUGCUGAAAUUCUGGCGAUUCGGGCUUUCAACAACUGGCUCCUUGAAGAAUGUAAAUCCCUGCUUGAACACAGGAUAGAUUAUUCGAAUCAUGAAUUUAAAUCCGAGAGAAUCGAAGCAAACGAGGCCAACAACAACGAUGAAGCGGGGACGCAGCCAACCUGCGGAAAGUUACAUGCAUCAAAAUUCAUAAAUUGGAGGCACCAACCGGGAACAGGGCCUAAUCUGGCAUCCCACACCCUCUCCAGAAUUUCAGAUACCAAUCAGCUGGCAAAGACCAAACACUCAUGGCCACCCUUCGAGCUUCGCAAGGACCUGAGAAUCUACAUGUACGGAACAUGUGCGCCAUGUGGCGAUGUCAGCAUGGAACUGUGCAUGGCCUCCCAGGAAGACCCGACACCAUGGGCUACGCCUCCCCUCGGGGCCAGUAACAAUCCCGAAAACUCCAGUGGCAAUAGUAGCCAACACAAUCAAGCCAACAAUAUUCCACACACCACGACGAGUCUUCUAAACGGGCGCGCCCACUUCUCUAUCCUCGGCGCCGUGCGCCGCAAGCCUUCUCGUGCCGACGCCGAAUCAACUCUGAGCAAAUCCUGCUCUGACAAGUUGGCUGUGAAGCAGGUGACGUCUCUCUUGACAUUUCCUGCGUGUCUGCUCAUUUUCCCAAGCUCAAAUGCGUACUUGACCGCACUGCUGCUUCCGGAGGAGGAAAUAAGUCGCGUGGCAUGUGCGAGGGCGUUUGGAAGUGGUGAGACUGGGAGACUUGGGGAGUUAAAUGGUCGGAGAUGGAGCGAUGAUGAUCCCGGUGUUGACGAUGACGAUACUGCUGCUUCUCUAGGCGGGAUGGGAUAUACAUUCCGUCCAUUUGAGGUUCGGCCCGUGCCGACUGCCCAGGUCCAGGAGGAGUGGGCGUUCGGGAAACCGAAGGAUAACAAUGGUGCGGAGAAGAAGAAGAGUAAACCGGGAAAUAUCUCUGCGGUUUGGACGGCUGCCCCAUCAUCAUCUACAGCGAUAAAUGGGAAACUAGCAACAGGCACCAAGCUAAAUGAAACCCUCAUAAAUGGCGUUAAACAAGGCUACCGCAUCUCCUCGUCCACACCGCGGAAAGCAAGCGCUCUAUCCCGCGCAAAGAUGUGGGGCUUACUUAGAGACAUUGUCCAACUUUUGCCCUCUGCUGACAAUUGUGGUGAGAAUGAUGGGGUUGCAGCCCAGACUGGCAAAUUCGAGAACCAGACAAGUACCACAAGGAGAGCGUUGGAUCAUAUUCACGACAAUUCGCUCUUUGCGAAAAUGAAGGAAUGCGUGCUCACAGCACAAAGUUAUGAGUUGAUGAAGCGGAAGUGUAUCAAGAUGGGCAUUGGCCCUUCGAAGCUCAGAAAGAACGUGACGACGGAUGUGAGAGAAGUGCUUGGAAAUUGGGUUGAGAAUCGGGGAGAUGAAGAUUGGGGGUUGGAGCUUUUAGAAGAAUCCAGCACAAGGAAGGUUGUGGAAAGGGUGUAACACUUUAUAUCAUAAACUGACUAUACAUAACUAGAGUAUGUCAGGCCAUAUGUAAUAUUCCUUCAAUUUUUUUGUGCCCAGUUAUAUACAUGAAUUGCUUGCAAAAUGAUUAAUUAGUAGUAUUAUAUUGUUGUAGAUAUAACGCGACCUUCACCCCUGUAGACCCUAACCAUCAGGGAAACAAGGAACGUAAGGCAUGGCAACGUUAGAGGAACCGAAAUCCGGAAUACAUUUCCCGCA
Blastomyces gilchristii SLH14081 is the source of this 2129-nucleotide messenger RNA. Its product is annotated as tRNA-specific adenosine deaminase. The coding region runs from base 138 to 1889 and encodes 583 amino acids. The transcript has 3 exons. Gene Ontology annotation, biological process: tRNA wobble adenosine to inosine editing. The record is from RefSeq and is a predicted model, not a curated record. Gene Ontology annotation, molecular function: tRNA-specific adenosine-37 deaminase activity; RNA binding. Lineage: Eukaryota; Fungi; Ascomycota; Eurotiomycetes; Onygenales; Ajellomycetaceae.